Cylindrotheca closterium is the source of this 1044-nucleotide messenger RNA. The record is from the annotation of a GenBank genome assembly. Lineage: Eukaryota; Bacillariophyta; Bacillariophyceae; Bacillariales; Bacillariaceae.
AUGGCAAUGUAUCAGCUUUCAUUGGGUAUUGCGAAAGAGCACCUUGGCGAAAACCAUCUAUAUGUUUCCAAUACAUUGAAUGGGAUGGCAAAUGUCCUUCAAGAUCUUGGUUGUCUGGAUGAUGCAAUAGACGCUUACCGAGAGUCUCUGGAGAUUCGAGCAAAGAAUCUUGGAAAAGACCACUUGUCUGUGGCACAGACGUACAACAAUCUUGCAAAUGCUCUGUAUUUGCAGGGGGGACAAGGACUUGAGCGGGCAAUGGAAUUGUAUGAAGGUUUGCUUGACAUUAAGAAACGGAAUCGCGGAGAAUACCAUGUGUCUGUUGCAAACACAUACAACAAUAUGGCGGUGGUAUAUCAAGGCAAAGGAACGACUAAGGAAGCGAUUGAUAUGUACCAUUUAUCUUUGAACAUAUGCAAGGUGGCUCUUGGAGAAGACCAUUCAAGCUUUUCCAAUGCAUUUGAAAAUGCACUUGGGCUACUCAAAGGCCAAGACGACGAAUCCAAAGCUCUUGAAACCUUCUACAUAUUACUGGAAAUCCAGGCAACGAUACUUGGUGGGAACCACCCAUUGAUUGCAGAGACUUGUCGUUACAUGGGUGAACUACUCCAAUCCAAGCAACAAAGGUGCGACGGCUACUUCAAAGCGGCAAUGGAGAUGUAUGAACACUCGCUUGAGAUCUAUGUUGAAACUCUCGGUAAAGAGCACUGGCAGGUUUCCAUAGCGUGCUCAAAGAUAGCGAACAUGCUGGAUGAUCAUAAUUUUUUGCUGCACUGCCGCAAUGCACUUGAGUUCAGUCACAAGGCACUGGGGGAAGAUCACUGGCACUUUCUUGAUUGCUACUCAAAGUUUCAGAAUAUGGUGGAACGAGAAGUCAUGCACCUGCAAAAACUUGCUUUGCCGGAAAAAGCUAUCGAAAUUAUUGACGAAGCCUGCAGCCUUGAAAGUCGUGUUUCCGACCAUGCACGAUCACCUCGCAUCUCCAAACUCAUGACAGAGCUUGAUCUAUAUCUCUACACAAUUAGAUGGAAACAAAACGCCUAA